Messenger RNA from Oncorhynchus mykiss (rainbow trout), 4596 nucleotides. Its product is annotated as zinc finger CCCH domain-containing protein 10. Gene Ontology annotation, biological process: regulation of RNA splicing. Gene Ontology annotation, molecular function: RNA binding; metal ion binding. The record is from RefSeq and is a predicted model, not a curated record. Lineage: Eukaryota; Metazoa; Chordata; Actinopteri; Salmoniformes; Salmonidae.
AGAUCAUGAUACAGAAAGCAGUGGGACGGCUAGUAAAGAAAGCAUAAAGAGGGCCAGGGUAGGAAGCAAGAGUAGUGAUGUGUUGGAGUGGAAAGUGGUGCUAGUGUUGAGAGGGCUUCACUUACACGCUAACUAAUGCUGUAGAGAAAGAGGUAGGUGAAGUGAAAUUAGCCCGGUUCAUUGGAAAUGGUAGAUUGUUAAUAUUGUGUGAUAGCCACGCUCACUAAGAGAACAUUUUGAAAAUGGAAAAGCUUAAUGGGAAGAAGAUUAAAAGUCAUGUCCCUGGUGCUUAUCCUAGAUUGAGGGCAGUCAUCACUGGGGUCCCAAUAUUUUUGUUCAUAGAUUAUAUUAAAAAGAUAUAGGCUCAGUCAUGAUGUAAUGUUAUCAAUACGACCCGGGUUGUGGAAAACAGAAAUGCCAGGUUGAGGGUAUUGUGGAGAUGACAAAAUAGAUAUUGGUGUUAAUAGAUGUUGGUUGUUGACAUGCUGAGUAAUCCUAAGGGUGGAGUGUUUCAGCAUGAUAUAGAUCAACUUCAAUGAGGUUGGGGAAGUGUUUUGGGGGGAGGGUGAGGUAGAAGUUAGGGAUUUAUUUGGUUUUGAAUUUUAUUUUCAUGGUAGUACAGAAUUGGGCAGAUCAUGAUUGAUCGUACAUUCCAGCACAGUUGGUGGCGGCAUUCACUUUAACGAUUAUUUUCGGGCCGCCAUAAUGUCAUAGAAUAAUUCGAAUUAGCUCAAGCGCAGCAAGUCUGGUGUUUGUUUUCAUCCCCUACGUGCAGUAGAUGGCAGCAAAUCUGCAGAACGAUGUGGAAAUAUUUUGUAACAGUAGAGGUAGAAAUCUUCUUCUCUGGUGGUUUUGUUUUGAGUCUUUGGGGGACCAAAACAACACGACGUAAAUAAUGUGUUAAAAGCCAUUAGGAAUGAUAGUUAAGCAUUUGUCUCACAUUCGUAAAAUAGAAAUACCAUCAGCUGACAUUGAAAGUACACCGUUCCUUCUGCGUUAAAUGCUCCUGAAGUCAUCAUUUUGAUGCCAUGGUAAAUGACUGCAUUGGUCCGAAGACCAUCUGAGCUACAGUCAUUAUCAUGGAACAGAAAAGGCUUUCAGAAUAAGUCACUUGCCCACACACAUGAGUGCUGUGUUCCCCUUGCGCUGGGCCAAGCGCCAUGCCUGACCGGGACAGCACCUACCUGUCAGGUGGUGGUGGGAGCAGCGGCGGCGGGGUGGGUACUAGUGUAAGCGAGGAAGUGGGGUCUGGUUUAGGACAGGGCACGGGAGAAGGCCGGGGGGGAUCCGCAGGAGGUGAAAACUGUUGCUCUGGUUCUGGGGGCAUGGGUGGAGGAGGGGCCCUGGGGAAUGGGAACAACUGCGGGGGAGGUGGAGCCGGGGGCCCGGGGUCAGGACCGGCCCCGGACGGGGUCUGCAGAGACUUCUUGAGGAACGUGUGUAAGAGGGGAAAACGCUGCCGCUUCAAACACCCCGACUUCAACGAGGUGCCAGACCUCGGGGUGCAGAAGAACGAGUUUGUAUUCUGCCACGACUACCAGAACAAGGAGUGUGUCCGCUCCAACUGCCGCUUCGUCCACGGCUCCAAGGAGGAUGAGGACUACUAUAAGAAGUCAGGGGAGCUACCCCUCAGGUUGAGGGGGAAAGUAGCUGCAGGACUGGGCCUGUCCCCCAUGGACCUCCCACACAGCCGAGGGGAGGUCCCCAUCUGCAGGGACUUUCUGAAGGGUGAGUGCCAGCGGGGCAGCAAGUGUAAGUUCCGCCACGUCAAGAAGGACAACGAGUAUGAGCUGGCAAGAGUGGGUGUGGGGAGUGUGUUGGGCCCAGGGGCCAGUGGGAUGGUGAACACAGGUGGAGGGGUUGGGGUGGGUGCCUGUGGAGGCAUGGCUGGACUGGUGGGGGGUGGAGGUGGGGGCAACAUGAUGGGGAUGGGCUGCCCCAGCCUUGGGGGUUGCAGAGACCCGGGUAUCUUAGGGGUGGGAGGAGUAGGGGUAAGUGGGAUUGGGGGUUGCAUCUCCAUGGGGGCCUCAGGACCUCGUCGUUUUGACAGGGGCCCCUGCUCGGCGUACGACCCCCUGUUUGAGAGCGGUCUGUAUGAGACAUCGCCCCUGGAAGCCCCUGUGGACCACACAAUGCUGCAGCUGAAGAGACGCAGGCUGGAGGGUCUCCGGCUAGACGGGAGCGGAGGGGGGCACUAUGAGAUGGGGGUGCAGGCGGCCCUCUCACCCCAGCCCCUGGAGUACAGGUUUCUGGAGGAGGAAAACACCCUGCUGAGGAGGAGAGUGGAUGAAUUGAAGAAACAGGUCUCAAACCUCAUGGCCACCAACGAGGUGCUGCUGGAGCAGAAUGCCCAGUUCCGGAGCCAGACCAAGGUGUCGGUGAUGACCCUGUCCUCCACCCCAGCCCCCUCUGAGCAGACCAUGGCGUCCCCCGUGGGCUCGGUCAGUUCCUACAACCACAGCAUCGCCCAGACCCAUACCACCCUGAGCAGCGCCGGGCUGCAGCCUCGUACCGUCACCCUCACACAGCAGGACCUAGUGGCCCCCACCGGUGCCCCUACAGUGCCCCCAUCUAACGCUGCCCCACCCAGCGCUCCCCUGCCCCACCUCAACCCCGAGAUCACCCCGCUCUCAGCCGCCCUGGUUCAGACCAUUGCCCAGGGCAUGGUGCCUCCCGUCUCCAUGGCACCCGUCACUGUUUCAGUGGCACCGGUGGCUGUAUCCAUGGCACAGCCUCUGCCUGGCAUCACUAUAAGCCAUGCCACCACCCCCAUGGUGUCAUACCCUAUCGCCAGCCAGAGUAUGAGGAUCACCACCAUACCUCACUGAUGCAGCACACUCUCUAGGACCCUCCCAUGGAACAAAAGAUGGAAUUCUACAUACCAUCCCUCUCUCAAGUUUUAAUUACCCACUGCUGAAUGACUUGAGGGGAGACGUUGAGGUGGGUGAGCCCUAAUGCCCACAUGCCAUGGGCAGAGAAAAGGUUAAUGAUGAUAGGAUGCCUUCACCACACAAACCCUGCUCUGUGGCAGCGUUGCAGGUAGUCCCUGAGGUGACCUCUGAACUUCUUAAAGGUUUGUGUGCCAAAGGGACUUCUUCAAAGCAACACCAAAAAUAACAACAAACUGUAAAAACGUCAGGGUGAUGUUCUUUGACAAAUGACUGUCAUGACAUUGCAAGGGGUUUAUGACAUUUCAGUAGCUUCCAUUAUUUAUGUUUAUGGGUUUUGCUUGUGUAACUUACAAGAAAAUGAAUUUGUCCUGUUAUUACUAAUUAAUCAAGUUAUCUAGAGUAAUGUUAUGGGAGGAUAAGGUUACUGAUUGACACACCAUCAGAUCUGGAAAUAAAAGGAUACCAGUCUGUAGUGUGAUGUCAGAGGGGUCGUGUGUUGGUUUCUUGAGGAGGGGAGUGACUCAGGCCAUUUUGAAGUCAGAGCGGACGAAGCCUGUGGUCAGGGAUAAGUUGAGGGAAGUAAGGAAUGGGAGAAAGUCUCCAGAGAUGGUCUGGAGGGGAUGGGGUCGAGUGGGCAGGUUUUAGGGCGGCCGUACCUCAAGUCACAGGAUUUCAUCUGGAGAGAGAGGAGAAAGAUGUCUAGGAGUAGUUCUGUGUGAAUGGGACAGAGAGGGAGGGGGUGAAGGGUUGAGGAGGAAAAUAAUUUCCUAGGGUUAGAGGCAGAAGUUGGACAUUUAGAGUGAUAGUGGCUUUAGCAGCAGAUAGAGGGGGGAGUGAAAGGGAGAUUUAGUUACCUCCAUUUUCACUCAGCAGCCUGCAGCCCUGUUCUGUAAGUUCACAAUGAGUCACUCAGCGCAGGGGAGGGCCGAGACAGACGGAUGCAAAAAAGAUGGAGCGUAAUGUUGAAGAGGAAAAAUCAGGAGGGAGAGAAUUGCGACAGCACAUGACCGUCUGGGUAGGGGUUGAGUGGAUAGGGUUGGAGGAGAUGGAGACUGACACUGAAACAAAGUAGGGAUCAGCGACCUGGAAGGGGGUUUCAGGGAGGCGUACAGCCUCUAGUAAAAAUGAGGUCAAGCGUAUUACCAGCCUUGUGAGUGGAAGGGGACUAGGAAAGGGUGAGGGCAAGGAGGGAAAAUGAAUCGAUGGCAGGCGUCGCGAGGUUGAAGUCGCCCAUUACAAAGAGAGGUGAGCCAUUGUCAGGAAAUUAGCUUAUCAAGGUGUCAAGCUCAUUGAGGAACUCUUAAGAAAUCGGCUAGAGUGGCAACAAAUCUGCCCAAUUAGCUGAUUAGCUUUCCAUACUCUGCAGAUACCCAUACUUGAAUAAACCUGGGUCAAUGGAAACCUACCGACUGAAGCGGAUUAAACAGCAUGAUAUUACACAGGUGCACCUUGUGCUGGGAACAAAAGGCCACUAAAAUGUGCAGUUUUGUCACCGUGAUUGACCACGCACUACCGCACAGUAGGUGGCGGCAUGCACAAACAAAAUGUACGAACGCCAUGAUAAUGAAGAAGAAGAAAGUGCCUGCUGAUUUGAGAUGAUUCCACAAAGCCAAUUUAUGCUUGAUCCAAAAAUGUGGUAGGUGGGGGCCGUAUGUUCUGUAUAAACAAACUUACUUUAUUGACAACUUCCUUCACAAUAGCUCUG